GAGAUUGUCCAGAAGAAGAGGUGGUGUCGUAACUCUGACUAGAACAAUAAAGGUGCAUUCAGCUGAAGAAUCAAUAUUAUCGAGUCGGUUUCAAUAAUCGUACAGAGGAAAACCGUUUGUUAUUGUUUGAUUUUUGCCUCAAGUUUACAAGUUUAACAGUAAUAGUUAACAGUAACGAUAUGGGUAGCUUCUCAUCGCAUCCUUCCGGGACGGAAGUGCUCAAGAAGAACCAAGAGUACAUCUCCGAGAUGAACAAGAAUAAGAUGGAACGUUGGAUCCAGAUGCACUUCCAGAUUAAGGAGCGGGAGACGGCGCUGGAGAUUUCCAGGGCUCGGGAACUGUUCUACUGGCUGGCGUCGUUCUACGGCGUGGCAACAGUUGGCCUCAUCGGGCGGUUCAACAGCACGAAACGGGCAGCGGUCCUAGCGCCAAUUGUGCCGCUGUCCUUCCUGGUGGCCUACUACGCGGACCUUGCGUACGGAACGAAAAUACAUCGCAUCACGGCCGAGGCCGAAAUGAUAAUGCAGCACGAGCCGGACCUGCUGGAGUGGCCCAGCGGGCUGCCAACGGUAUCGGAAAUCGAUUCCGCCCGGCUCGACAUUGACGAUAAGAUCCGUUUGCAUCCCCACCAGAUGUAAGGGACCAAUAAAAAUGCUCAGUAAAAAAAAGCAACACAAAAAGGGUAAGAGUGUUGGGUUAAGGCAAAACGGGAGGAAAAUCAUUCCAAAGAAAAAAAAAACAACAACAAUAAAAAACGAAAACAACAGCAAAGUAAGAACAAUAUCAUUAGUGUGUAAAUGGAAGUGGAUGUCAUUUCUAAAACCACCAUUCUUCUUUCAAAGAUCCAUUUGUGUCACAAUAUCGCUCUAUUUGUCACUUUAAAAACAAUUCAUUGUACGUUUUCCUUGAAAAAAAAAAAAUCCUGCAUGCAACUACCAAAACAUAAUCUCUAUCCAAUAACAAUACGAAUACAAUAACAUCGUUUGUGCAUUAAAAUACAAUUGAAAAUUGUAGUUUACAACUUUAAAGACUCCUAAUAAAUCCUUACUAUAAAAAAGUAAACAACACUUAUACAAUUCGAAAACGAAAAAAAAAGAAGACGUAAAAGAACAAGUAACCAUUUGAUAUCCCCCUGUUUAAGAUACCGUUUGUCCGUUUUUCUCCUCUUGAUAAUAGCAAUGCUCGAUCGAGUAUUUUAAAAUAAUAAAAUAAAAAAAUCGUCACGAAAAUGUUAACUAUAGCCGUGUUAAGCGCAAUAAACGUUGAAAAAAUUCCACGA
Culex quinquefasciatus (southern house mosquito) is the source of this 1279-nucleotide messenger RNA. Its product is annotated as plasminogen receptor (KT). The transcript has 3 exons. Gene Ontology annotation, cellular component: plasma membrane. Gene Ontology annotation, biological process: positive regulation of plasminogen activation. Bases 180 to 638 code for a protein of 152 amino acids. The record is from RefSeq and is a predicted model, not a curated record. Lineage: Eukaryota; Metazoa; Arthropoda; Insecta; Diptera; Culicidae.